UUCUUGUAAACGAAUGACAUUUCUUUUGGGUGGGAAAUCUUAGGAAAUGGGGAGGAAAAAAGAGCAAGAAGCUCCUCUUUAAUCUUGGGUUUUCGCAACUUUCUCCAUCUCUUCCUCUUCUGUCUCUCUCUAGAUCUGCAUAUUUGCAAAAACUCCCUCCUCUCCCUCUAUUCAUGAGCUCUCUCUAGUUAUAUAUACAGAGAUAUAUAUUAUAAAGAAAAAAAAGCCAUUAAAGGAGGAGCUGCUUCUGCUGCCCUCUGGGCACUCUAGGCUCUUGUUCUUUGUUCUACCUGAAGAAAGUGUUGGAUUGUGGGAUGAAAUUAUGUGCUGUCAAUUGGAGCUGUUGAAGGGCACAUUCCAUUUGAGAACAAGAUCAAUUCUGGCAAUAUUUGGGCAACCAUCAUGAACCUAAAUCAUUUGAUGGUUGAAACUGAGGAUACUUUUGCAAGUUUGCUUGAAUUUGCUGCCAACAAUGAUGUACAGGGCAUCGAAAGAUGGAUUGAGCGCGAUCCGUCUGGUGUUGAUGAAGUUGGGCUGUGGUAUGGUCGGCGAAAUGGCUCAAAACUAAUGGUUUUGGAGCAUAGAACUCCUUUGAUGGUUGCUGCAAAUUAUGGCAGCAUUGAUGUUCUGAGGCUGAUUCUUUCGCUGCCAGAAGUCGAUGUUAAUAGGUGGUGUGGCCGCGAUAAGAGCACAGCUCUUCACUGUGCAGCUUCGGGUGGAUCUCUGAAUUGUGUAGAUACUGUCAAGCUGCUUUUGGCAGCGGGGGCUGACCCGAAGUUGGUAGAUGCUAAUGGGAAUCGUCCGAUUGAUGUUAUUGUUUCUCAAAAUCUGCAGGAUAUGAGAUUGAGCCUCGAGAAUUUGCUCAGAAUUGAUGCUGUUGGAGAGGUGUUAACAGCUCGUUCUGGUUCUGGUUCGAAUUCUCCACCGUUAUCACCUUCACCUGGGAAUCAAUCUGCUUCGUGUUCUUCAGGCUCAGUUUCAUCCCCAAAGAGCGAGGAGAAAUUCAAUGAUCCCCCUGGUUUCUCUAUGCCAGAGAGGAAAGAAUAUCCAGUUGACCCUUCUUUGCCUGACAUCAAGAAUAGCAUCUAUUCAUCAGACGAGUUCAGGAUGUUCUCGUUUAAGAUCCGGCCUUGCUCUCGUGCCUACUCGCACGAUUGGACAGAAUGCCCGUUUCUCCAUCCCGGGGAAAACGCCAGAAGAAGGGAUCCAAGAAAGUACCAUUAUAGCUGUGUGCCUUGCCCCGAGUUUCGCAAUAAGGGGGCUUGCAGAAGAGGCGACAUGUGUGAAUACGCUCAUGGGGUUUUCGAGUCCUGGCUCCACCCUGCACAGUAUAGGACUCGGCUUUGUAAAGACGGGACGAAAUGCAAUAGAAGAGUUUGCUUCUUUGCUCACACACAAGACGAGCUAAGACCCUUGUAUGUUCCAUCGCCUACCUCAAAUGCUAUCGAGUUUGCUGCAGCCAUGGGACUCAUCCCGGGUUCCCCAUCGCCAUUCACUCCGCCCAUAUCUCCAUCCAAGAAUGGCAUUCCGAAUAUGGGUUGGCCCCAACAAAAUGUCCCGGCUUUACAUCUCCCGGGAGGUAGUCGCCUUCGCUCUUCCUUUCAUGUAAGAGACAUCCCUCUUGAAGAGCUGAACAUGUUGCCAGAUUUUGAUGUUCAACGCCAGCAGAUAUCGAGAUCAAGUAUUAGUACUAGUUCGUUUAAUCGAUCAGAGAGUUCGUCUCCUGGAUAUUCUGAUCAAGCUUUGCCAAAAUCUUGCUUUUCCCCAACCCAUAAAUCAGCAGUUCUCCACCAGUUUCAGCUGUUAUCUCCAAUCAACAAUAACACAAACUCUCCCCCGAAAAGUGCAGACAACCCAUUGCUCCAAACCUCGUUUGGAGUUUCAUCGCCAGGGAGGACGAUGUCGCCUCGGGUUAUGGACCCCGUCUCGCCACUGCCUUCCCACGUGUCACUACUUUCUCACCAUGAAAAGCAGCAGCAGUUUAGGAGUCUUAGCUUCAACUCUUCUGCUGCUGUAGAUUCUUGGCCAAAAUGGGAUUUUUCUGGCAGCAAACCAACCCGUGUUGUCGAUUCUGAGCCAUUUGGUAAGCUCAGAAGGUCAUCAUCAUCAUUUGAGCAGGCUAACAAUGGGGAGGAGCCUGAUUUGUCGUGGGUUCAGCGCCUCGUCAAGGAAUCUCCCCGAGAGACGACGAAGGAUAAAUCUGCAAAUGCCAUCGCCAUUGCAGGCGCUUCUGUCGAGGGCUCGCCUUCAAAUUCCCCGAUAGAACACAUUGAUCAAUCUGAACUGAGUGCAUGGCUGGAGCAAGUGCAGCUUGGUCAGCUAUUGGCUCAGUAAACUCACACUUCCAUUUGACAGAGCCUUGGCAAUGCAUCCCACAUCGGCUACUGAUGAGAAUUUGGACUAGUAUAUAAGACUAGGGCGAAACCAUUUUUGGGACAAUGUCUCUGUUGGUAAAUAGUGCAUGUUUUCUUCAAGCUGGAUUAAGAAGCCAGUCAAGAAAUGAGGUUCAGAAUUCUGGAAGAAAUUCUUUUUUUUCUUUUCACUAUUUGAAUUUCCUAUAUUUGGAGAAGAUGUAUUACCAUGAUCAACUGAUCAUGG
Molecule: messenger RNA, 2598 nt
Organism: Ipomoea nil (Japanese morning glory)
Lineage: Eukaryota; Viridiplantae; Streptophyta; Magnoliopsida; Solanales; Convolvulaceae
Product: zinc finger CCCH domain-containing protein 30-like
Exons: 2
Coding region: 403-2334 (643 amino acids)
Molecular function (GO): protein binding; metal ion binding
Source: RefSeq, a predicted model, not a curated record